Molecule: messenger RNA, 1278 nt
Organism: Schistosoma spindalis
Lineage: Eukaryota; Metazoa; Platyhelminthes; Trematoda; Strigeidida; Schistosomatidae
Source: the annotation of a GenBank genome assembly
AUGCUAAGAACGUUAAACAGUAACAUAAUAGACUGGAUGCUACCGACUGGUGAUAUUAAGGCGGCUUUCAAUGAUAUACCGACUGGACAUACACCAACUUAUGCAACCGAUGAUAGUUAUAGAGAUUUUUCAAAAUGGGAAAACUUAAAUACUCCAACACCACUUGACAAAGAAUCUGACAACUACUUCAUAUAUCCCCCGAACCCAGUAAUAAAAGUUGAGUCAAGUGAAGAUGAACAGAUUAUUCAAAACAGAAAUAAUUCACAAUUACUUGAAGUACAAUAUUUAAAACCGUUGACUACCAAUAGAAAUGACCAAACAGUUACUCAACCUCAAAUUCAGUCUCCUUUGGUUUAUUUGAAUUUAGAAUCACAUCCAAAUCCACCUAAUACUGAAGAAAUAAAAUUAGAAAUGUCGAAUGAAACAGUAUCAUUGGAAUCCCACACGACUACAAUUAAAAAUUAUAACUCAGAUACCAUAUUUAAUCACUGGUCAACCGAUUCUUUAUUACACUCAACAAAAUUUAACACUGAUACUGUUUCCUCUAAUUAUAGAGGCCUAUAUGAUAAUACAUAUAACAUAUCGGAAAAUCAUACACCAUGGUCUACAUAUCAAAAUAAUGAUAUUGUUCUCAUUCCAAAUAUCGAUGGUAAUAGUAAUAAUAAUGGAAUUAUCAGUGAUCGGCAAAGCUAUGUAACUCCAGAAAGUGUUCCCACAUGUUCUAUAUCAAGUAAAUUUGAUUUUAAUCAAUGUAAAAGUGAAUAUUGUUACAAAACCAUACAGACCGAAUCAAAAUCUAUUCAUAAUAAAUGUCAAAAAUUAUCUGACCAACAAAAACCAUUUAUAUGUGGUAUAUCAAGUUGUAAUAAGCGUUUUGUUCGAAUUGACGAACUUAAACGUCAUCAACGUACACAUAGUGGAAUUAAACAGUUUGUAUGUGAUAUUUGUGAAAAAGGAUUUACACGAAGUGAUCAUUUGAUGACACAUCGUCGUACACAUACAGGUGAACGACCAUAUGAAUGUAAAAUAUGUGACAGACGAUUUGCACGUUCCGAUGAACGUAAUCGUCAUACUAAAACACAUAUGCGUGAUAAACCAAGAAGAGGACGUAAACCUAGAAAUGCAUCUGUUCCUUCUUCAACAACAUUAUCAUCAUCAAAAGAAGUAGUAGUAUCAACUAACUUUCCUAAUUACAAUGUACAUCCAUAUUAUUCUAUGCCACUGGACCAUAUAUCAUUUAUGCAAAGAAAUACCACUAAUAACAAUAAUACUGUGUAG